CCGCCGCCCUCCGCCCGUCCCCGAAGUCGGGCUCCGUCACCCUGGGAGCUCGGGCCCCGAGCAGCCGCUCCCCGCCGGCUGCCGCGGACCGCCGCCUCCGGGGCGCGGGGAGGGGGGAAGCAUGUCCCAGCGGGUGAGGCGCAAUGGGUCCCCCACGCCCGCCGGCGGCCUCGCGGGCGGCGCGGGCGUCCCGGCCGGGGGCCCCGGGAGCCGCCUGCAGCCCAUGAGGGCGACCGUGCCGUUCCAGCUGAAGCAGCAGCAGCAACACGGGACGGGCGCGCCCGUGACGUCCCCGCGCGGCACGGCGCCUGCGGCCCGGGCCAGCCCUCCGCGACCGCCGCCGCCGCCGCCCCUGCUGGCCACCGUGUCGUCCCCCGGCUCGUCGCCCACCCACCUGUGGCCCGGCGAGCUGCCCGCCGCCCCGCCCCCCGCGCGCGUCCGCCACCGGAGGAGGUCCCCCGAGCAGGGCCGGCCCUCGGCGGAGAAGAGGAGCCCCAGCGCCCCGGUGUGCAAAGCAGGUGACAAAACACGCCCGCCUUCCUCAAGUCCCUCCAGUAUUAUCCGUCGCACUUCCUCCCUGGAUACCCUUGCAGCUCCAUACCUUGCUGGGCACUGGCCCCGAGACACUCGUGGGCAAGCCACACCCUGCAUGAGGGACAAGGCCACACAGACCGAGAGUGCAUGGGCUGAAGAAUAUGCUGAAAAGAAGAAAGGGUCUCAUAAACGCUCAGCAUCCUGGGGCAGCACAGAACAGCUCAAAGAGAUUGCAAAAUUACGCCAGCAACUGCAGAGAAGCAAACACAGCAGUCGCCAUCAUCGAGAUAAAGAAAGACAGUCUCCAUUCCAUGGCAACCAUGCAGCUAUUAACCAGAGCCAGGCUCCUGCUCCAAAGAGCACUCUGGUUCCUGCCGUCCCCAUCACCAAGUCCUCAGGCUCCCGGUUCCGGAACAGCGUGGAAGGGCUGAACCAGGAGAUCGAGAUCAUCAUUAAGGAAACCGGGGAGAAGGAGGAGCAGCUGAUACCACAGGACAUUCCAGAUGGGCACCGCGCGCCUCCACCGCUCGCACAGAGAAGCAGCAGCACGCGCAGCAUUGACACCCAGACCCCGGGGGGCGCAGACAAGGGGAGCAACAACAGCAGCCGAUCUCAGUCUGUGUCCCCUACCUCCUUCCUCACCAUCUCCAACGAGGGCAGUGAAGAGAGCCCCUGUUCAGCUGAUGACCUGCUUGCUGACCCCCGGGAUAAAGAGAAUGGAAACAACUCUCCUUUGCCAAAAUAUGCAACCUCACCAAAACCUAAUAACAGUUACAUGUUCAAAAGGGAACCUCCGGAGGGCUGUGAAAGGGUCAAAGUCUUUGAGGAAUGCUCGCCAAAACAACUUCAUGAGAUUCCAGCCUUUUACUGUCCUGACAAAAACAAGGUGAAUUUCAUUCCUAAAAGCGGCUCUGCUUUCUGCCUUGUGAGUAUCCUCAAGCCGCUUCUCCCCACACCAGAUCUCACCCUCAAGGGCUCUGGUCACAGCCUGACCGUUACCACUGGCAUGACCACCACUUUGCUCCAGCCUAUCUCCAUGGCCUCCCUGUCCACAAACACAGAGCAAGACCGCGUGUCUCGAGGGACCAGUACAGUCCUGCCGUCCGCCUCCCUCCACGCCCCACCGGAACCCAUUGAGGAAGCUGAGGGAUAGGCCCAGCCUAUGUUCGGUGGGUCCUGGGAGCUGAGGACCCCGCAGAUCGCUUGACUGUGAUAGCAUCGUGUCCUCCUGGUUGGCUGUGAAGUGCUUUGGCUCUCCAGUGAUGUGUGACAGCGAGCGCGUCCCCUGUGAGUCUGCCCUGCGCAUGAAGGCCAGCGGUGCUUCGCCUGUCUGGCCUUGAAGCACUGGCUGAAACAGUCUCUUCUUUGCUUUUGGAGGAACAAAAUCACGUUUUCAUUUGUUUUCAAAUUAGACUUGUUUAAAAACAAACACAAAACCUGAUCCCUACAAACAUGAUUUCUGAAGGGAGAUGUGAUUGAUGCUGCAAGAAAACCAUCUUUUAUAUGAAAAUGACUAUUUUAUAAUACCAAUGUUACAUUUUCUGAAAGUAGCAAGCAGGAUGUUCAAACGAUCCUUUGGUGGCCUCUGUUUCUUGUUUCCCUUUUCUAGAUGUUGCUUUUCUCAGCUGUUUUCAGCUUUGGGACCAAAGGGAUUGUUGACAUUCCCCAGCAAUGUCAGUCAUGACUAUGUUCUCCUCCUAGGUAAGAGUUGAUAGGUAAAUGCAUCAAACCAAGUAUAUAUAAAAAGAUAAAAAGCAAUAUCCGUAUAUUAUGUGAUUUAUGUUUUUGAUGUCAGAAGUUUGUGAUUUGGGUGAAGUAUUUGUAAACUGCUGUUCUCUGCACUCCUGUUCAUGUGCUCAGUGCAGGCUGAAGACAGGUGGCUUCAACACGGGAGCUUGGGUUAGCAGUCAGUGAGCCAACAGAAACUCAAGUGUGGAUUGUUAGCUAGGAGUGUGGCGCUCUCUGGUUUUCUGUGAACUGUGUGUCACGUGGUUACCCUCCUUUGCCGGGUUUCAUUCUACCUUGAAUCAUCACUGUAUCAUAGCCCCAAGAGACCCUGAAAUGGCUGUGCAUGGAUUUCCUCCUCUGCUUUUGUGGUGGUGUUGUCUUGUGGAUUUGGUCAGGGUUCGUAGUUUGCCAGGAGUGUGAUCCAUUGAGUAGCAAUUGGGAGCCACAGGAAUGAUGUUCUUUAUGGGUUAGCACUGAGAUUUGCUGCCUACAGAUUUUGCUAGUUUCUCUCCAACGUUCUACACACUGGGGAAAGAGGUAAGAGGUUUGGAGCUUAAACAACAGGUACCUUUGGAAAAAUCUAAUCUAUACAGUUUUGGAUUUGGGCUCUUCUGGUAACCAUUGCCAGUGUCACAGGACAGUAUUUAAUUUCUAGGUAUGUGAUAAUAAAAUUAAGGAGCCACUCUUUAGAAAUUAAUUCCAUCAGUGUUGGUAAAGCAUUGUUUUCAUAUAUGCUAACUUAAUGCUGUUACAUACAGCAGGCAGACAGUGUAAACCCUACAUGGGAGGGCUACCAUUUUGAAGGCUAAUUCCAUCCACUAGGCCAGGCUUCGCUCCAUCCAGGGAAACCAAGAGAUAGCAGGGCACCUCCUGCAAGCUGUUUGUUACCUUAGAUCACCUAGCAAUUUAAAGUAGGCCUUACUUAAUUUCAAAUGAGGAUAAUUUAGGCUAAUCAGAUAAAUUUGAACAUCUAAGAGAAUCCAUCAGUUUUUGGUUGGGAAAACUGAUAGAUUUUGGUACUUUUGCCACCCAAAGCUUACUCCCUGGGAACUGGUAAAUCGUAGCUUCUAAGUUACUUUAGACUUCUUGGUUGGUGGUUGGAUUUUAUUUUUCAGUUUUGGGGAGUUUUUUUGUACCUUGAUUUCUCGCCUUGUCAUGCCUUUCUACUUUACUAUUUUACCACUAUCAGAAGUCUGGAAGAAAGGCAGAUGACAGUCCAUUGAGUUGAUCUGAAGGGAGGAGGAGGCGUCUUGUUUGUUUGUUUUUGAGAAGACUCUCUUAGGUAGCCCUGGCUGGCCUGGAACUCAGAGAUGUACCUGCCUCUGCCUCCCAAGUCCUGGGAUUAAAGGCGUGUGCCACCACGCCCUACUUGUCUUCUUUUUAAUCCUGUGGGUGUCCCCUGAAACUUGAAUUCUGUUAAAUUUGUGUUGUUUUUCCUUUGUCAUACACCACCUCGUCCCUGGCUUUACACGUAGAGUGUCACUCUGUGGUAGACAGGUCUUCCCUGUUCUGUUACUCUAGUUUGGCAGAUUGGCAUCUCUCUACAGUUGCAGGCAUCCGUGAAGUAGCACAGAGAGGGACUAACUUCAGGUCAGCAUCUGCCCCUACAAGUAGAACUUUGCUCUGAGGUCUGACUGGAAGAAGAUUGUGAAUGGGCGAGUAAAUGAGUUCUAUAGUGGCCAAACACUGAGUUUUGGAGAAACAGAGCCUGAGAUCUGAAGAAAAACAAAACAGAAAGGCUAGGUCCCCAAACAACCCAACUGCCAGGGCCAAAGGGCUAAUUUUUAAGCAUAUGAGCUUUAUUGCAGUCUUAAAAUAUAUUAACCAUAGGUCCACCUAGCUAUUUUAUUUAACUCUCAAUUCCCAGGUGGUUGGUUUUAAAAAUGGGUCUACUCUGAGUAGGGUGGGUGUGACUGUAUUGACAAACCAUACUCCGUAAUUAUGGUUAUUCUGUAGAAACUGUACAGCGGUAGAGUAGCUUCAGUGGAAAUACAGAUGUUUUUUUUCCAGUGCUGGGGAUCAAACCCAGGGCCUCGUGCAUGCUAAACAAGUACUGUGUCACUGGCUUAUUUCCCCAGUCCCUAAUUUAAAUUUUUAAGUAAAAGAAUUUACUUCCAUUGCAGUAAAAGUGGGUGGCAUGUAGUUUUGGCCAAAGGAGCUGUUUCUCCUAGUUAUUUGUCCAUCGUAGUUACUCUGUACCCCCAGGCAGUUUCUUCCAUGUGAUGAUAAACUUCAGGUUUACUGCUUCUGAUACGGUAAGUCUGUUACUUAUCAUUCAUUGCUUUAUGGACAGUUGUGUUUAAAAAAAUAGUUUUACUUUGGUUAAAUAUGGUGUGGAUGUCAAAAUUCAUUGUGCACCAGAUUCUUCAUUUUGUUUAGUGUUUCUUAGACCUGGGACCAUAACCAGGUCUGCCUCUCAGAAGAUGCUGUUGCUCACUGGGUGCCCCUGGCAACAGGGACAGGCUGCUUUUUAUCUUUAUUUUUUUGUUUUGAAUAAAGAAACAGUUGGCUUUUCCUAGAAGAAGGUCUUAAAAGAAUGGCAGAAUGCAUAGCUUUCUCUCCGUCUGGGAUUUGAACUGAGAUGUUACGGUUUUCUUUCAAGGAAACUAAAGUAAAAUUGUCACUAGUAACUUUGUCAAGUUGAGAUUCAUUCCUUAACGUUCCGUUUGGGGCGUGUCAGAAGUGGACUAAUGGAAGUGCUGAAUUUGCAAAAUAAAGCCAAGAUACUUAACUCUGCACUUUAAGGUUCCUGGUCACAGAGCGACUCUCCACAGUCUGCGUUUAUACAGCCCUGUUGGGGACAUACAACUUAUGUUUUCUAAGCUCUGCAUCUUUGUCUCUGUUGAUGUAAAUCUUUUUAAUGCAGUUUUUUAAAGUUAUAACAAAGUUCUGCCCCGAGAAAACAGCAUUUCCAGUGAUAAGUUGUUGUGGACUGUGUCCCUGCCCCUGAGCCCUCACUGCUGCGUCACAGGGACUACAACUUCCAUGUUCAAAUAAAGUCUGUUGUUCUGCAGCUUU
Messenger RNA from Psammomys obesus (fat sand rat), 5280 nucleotides. It is a transcript of the gene Fam117b, whose product is annotated as family with sequence similarity 117 member B. The transcript has 9 exons. The coding region runs from base 122 to 1687 and encodes 521 amino acids. Lineage: Eukaryota; Metazoa; Chordata; Mammalia; Rodentia; Muridae. The record is from RefSeq and is a predicted model, not a curated record.